GCGAAGCUGAGUCUGAUGUGCAUUCCACCUCCAUGAUGUUUCACAACGGGCCCCAGUUACCCAGCAGUCGCUUACUUUAUGGUGGGUAAGGGACCGUGGGGUGACAUGUAAGUGUAGCUAGUAUUCAGUGUUUGAGAGAAACGUUGGGGUCCAUCAUCAUGGAACAAUGGUUCGGAGACGACAGCGAAUCCGAGAUGGGGAUCUAAAACACGGGGGUAUAAAAAGCGCCGUUGCAAUGCGUGGGAAGAACAUCAGUUUGUCAGAUGUAUAUCGAACUGGAUUGUUCCCCUCAUCCUUCGCAGGCCUCUAUGAUUACAUGGGACACGCCAAAUGCCGAGAGGCAAAACCUCCAACGCUCGGUCAGAGAGUAUCUAAGCGCUAUCAUGCCAUCUUUAGUCAUAUCUCUGCACUGUUGUCAGGACGCUGUUGGUUUGUUGGGGUACCAGCGAAUCGCCCAAUGCAACUUCGACCCACCGAUCUGUUGCGUUCAGGUACAAUCGGAGAACAUCGUCUGGUAUACUACGACGCGCCCGGUAAACGCAAAAGCAAACUUAACCACAGCGUGCAGUAGUCUACGGACAGUUACUGGUUAAGCAAAUCUCAUUGUUCCUUUACUUAUCUCCGUCUCUUUUGCGUAUUCAGAUUUCGAUUUGCGCCUAUUCCCCACCCUUUUUGAUUUUGAAAUUUACACCAAUUCCGAGUGUUCCAGUCGAG
This is a messenger RNA of Aspergillus pseudonomiae, 714 nucleotides long. RefSeq lists its product as uncharacterized. The coding region runs from base 167 to 571 and encodes 134 amino acids. The transcript is spliced from 3 exons. Lineage: Eukaryota; Fungi; Ascomycota; Eurotiomycetes; Eurotiales; Aspergillaceae. The record is from RefSeq and is a predicted model, not a curated record.